AGUCCCCACCCCCAGCCAGGUCUCAGAGGGGAUCGUCCUUCAGGCGUCCUUCAGGCGCAGAGGGGCCUGCCUGUCACUGCACCCCCGACCCUAGCUCAGGGGCUGUAGAACUCGAGAUACCAUCCCGUUUGUCCUGGCUGAGGAAGCGAAGGAACGUCCUCACCUUCCGUACUCGUCCAUUCUGUGUCCCCGGGGUCUGGAGUAAAGACACCUUCAAAUGCAGAGGCUCUUCAGACUCAGCUUUCCUGGAAACUGAUCUUCAAUGCACUCAGAGAAGGAGACUCUCAAACCAAAAAUGACCUGGAGGCACCAUGUCAGGUUUCUGUUUACGGUCAGUUUGGCAUUACAGAUCACCAAUUUGGGAAACAGCUAUCAAAGAGAGAAACAUAACGGCUGUAGAGAGGAAGUCACCAAGGUUGCCACUCAGAAGCACCAACAGUCACCGCUCAACUGGACCUCCAGGCAUUUUGGGGAGGUGACUGGGAGCGCCCAGGGCUGGGGGCCGGAGGAGCCACUCCCCUACUCCCGGGCUUUUGGAGAGGGUGCGUCCUCGAGGCCGCGCUGCUGCCGGAACGGCGGCACCUGCGUGCUGGGCAGCUUCUGCGUGUGCCCGGCCCACUUCACCGGCCGCUAUUGCGAGCAUGACCAGAGGCACAGUGAAUGCGGUGCCCUGGAGCAUGGAGCCUGGACCCUCCGCGGCUGCCACCUUUGCAGAUGCGUCUUCGGGACCCUGCACUGCCUCCCCCUCCAGACGCCUGGCAGCUGUGACCCGAAAGACUUCCUGGCCUCCCACGCUCCAGGGCCCCGCGCCGCGGGCGCGUCCAGCCUGCUGCUCCUGUUGCCCUGCGCGCUCCUGCACCGCCUCCUGCGCCCGGACGCGCCCGCGCACCCUCGGUCCCUCGUGCCUUCCGUCCUGCAGCGGGAGCGGCGCCCCCUGCAGAAGGCCGGGACCUGGGCAUCGCCUUUCAUUUUCACUGUUGUAAAUAAUAGAUGUGUUUAGGUUACCGUAAGCUGAAGCGCUGGGUGGAUAUUUUUACGGGGUAAUAAACAUUUUCAUGAAAGCGC
Molecule: messenger RNA, 1065 nt
Organism: Rhinopithecus roxellana (golden snub-nosed monkey)
Lineage: Eukaryota; Metazoa; Chordata; Mammalia; Primates; Cercopithecidae
Product: cryptic protein
Exons: 6
Coding region: 263-1000 (245 amino acids)
Biological process (GO): anatomical structure development
Cellular component (GO): extracellular region; cell surface
Molecular function (GO): signaling receptor binding
Source: RefSeq, a predicted model, not a curated record